AUGGAUCAGCCGCAGUCCGAGAGCGUUGCGCCAGACUCUCGGACUUCCCGUUCAGACAAUCAAUCUGGAUCGACAUCCGACGCUCCGCUAGAUAGACCCACGUUCACUUUCAUAGAUCAUGACGAUGACUUGACGUCCAAACGAAUCAAGGAUGCCAAUGCCCGCAAAGCCAUCCGCUCUCAUGUGAUGCGAGAUGUGCGCCGCCGAGAAAGACUAGCCGGGUUGAAAAGAACAGCAAGGCGCGAUAGCAGCAAUCAAGGCGCUCCGGCGAAAUCGCGCACCGGCAAAGACAGUUCUCCAACGGAAAAGACUCUAGUUCUAAGAUCAGCGUCGCCGUCAUCAAGCUCUUUAACAUCAUCCAGCGUUGAGGUCCAGAGCAAGCGUCGUGGAUCUUCUACGACGCGGCGAGAUCGAUCUACCAAACGGGCUGCUAGCCAUGCAGACUCACUCCAGACGACCUCCGGUCCUCGAGCACUGCCCAGCUCAUGGUCAAUCGCACCGUUCUGCACAACUCCUGGAACGAGCAAGUUGACUUACAAGGUUGCUUACCUGGUCCAUCAUUUCACAUCUGUCCUGGUGCCAACAAGUUUUCCUACGGCGGCAAUGGCAAAGAGAGCUCUGAUUCGAUCCUCUUUCUCGGACUCGGGCAGUUUCUACGGUCUCAUGUGCAUGAGCGCUGCCCACCGGGCGGUCCUGUCAUCAGCUCACUUGGGAGGCAUGGACGUGGCUCGCUCGAAUUUCAUUGCCAACGAUCCUGAUUAUUGCUCCAUGAGGGCAAAAUGCAUCCACGAGAUGAAUUUGAAAAUCAGCGAUCCCAAAAAAGCAUUGACGGAUGAAGCGUUUGACACUAUCAUUAACUUGCUCAAUGGCGCGCUCAUCGGUGGAUUUUACGACGAGUCCCGGAUUCACCUCAUGGGGAUGAAACGGAUGGUAGACCUGCGAGGAGGGAUCACACACGAAAAGAUGCGGGCAACUUCCAUGUGGGCGGCCAUUGUCGUCACCGACGUGAAGGCUGCGUCCGAAGUUCAACGCCGAAUCCAGCCUCUUAUAUCAUCGAUCACCCAUCAAACGGGGUCUGGGUUCUUCUCCAACCUGGCGCUCAGUCUCCCACUAAUUCGUAUCCUUUACAUGGUCCGAGACCUCGUUUUCUACAACCUGGCCGCACACAUCAAUCUUGGCGCUCUCAUGCCGUCUGAUCAUCAAUUCUUCAGUUCACUCAAUCACUCUGUGGAACAUCAACUGCUCGCUUAUAUCUACCCUGACGACCCUGAAAAUCCAAAUCCCCAUUCGCAACCCAUAGACUUACAUCCCAUUGAAGCUCUCACGCGAGUGGCCACCAUCACCUUUCUCAACAAAUUCCUCAUCAUCGCUCCGCCCUCUUGCGGUCUUGGCCGCGCUCUCACACGCCACUGUGUCAACGCGGUCAACGACUGCCCAUUCUCCCUCCUGCACACCAUGCCCAAAGGAAACUACGGACUCUUUGCCUGGGCUCUCUUCACGGCCUCCCAGAACUUGACCGGGUACCCUGAACGACAGUGGUUUGUGCAGCGGCUGGCCCGCGUCGCCAAGAUCUGCGACUGGCAUCACUGGGACCAGGUCUCCAGAAUCAUGUCCGAUUACUUUUAUGUCGGCCACCUUCAUGGCGAAGAGUGGAGGACAAUCUGGGACGAGGUGGCUGCCGAGGUAGUGGUACCGGAUGAGGACACAUAG
This is a messenger RNA of Penicillium oxalicum, 1710 nucleotides long. RefSeq lists its product as uncharacterized. Bases 1 to 1710 code for a protein of 569 amino acids. The transcript is spliced from 6 exons. Lineage: Eukaryota; Fungi; Ascomycota; Eurotiomycetes; Eurotiales; Aspergillaceae. The record is from RefSeq and is a predicted model, not a curated record.